CUUUCCUCAUUCUUCGAUGUGAUUUUUUUAAUAUAAUAAAUUGUCACAUAUAUUUUUUAAGUAAUAAUUUUUUUAAAUGUGAAUAAGGAAUCAUAGAGUUUUGUGAAUCACAAAUAAUUUUAUCUUUUUAUUGUGACAAUAUUUGUGUGUGCGUGUUUAUAAAAGAUUUGUAUAUCUUCAUAGGUAUAUCAAUGGAGGUGAAACAUAAUAUUUAACAAUUGCAUAACAUGUAUUUGGUGAAAAUCGUAAGUAUGAAUAAUCGAUUUGAUAAAGUGAAAGACUGAGUAAAAUAAAUCACGUGUUCGAUUUUAGUAAAGAAUUAAGUAUCUGCUGAAUAAAAGUAAUCGGAUACAACAUUUUUAUAUUUAGAAUGUAGAUACUAUUGCAUUACAUUAAAACAAUAAUAUUUUAACUUUUAUGCUGAUGCGACUAAGACAGUUUUGUUCCGAUAUAUCUGUGCCAAAAGAAAGCAAUUUUUCCCCGCAUAAAACAUUUUUUUUUAAGGAAUAUUAGACUUAUAAAUGCUUUAAACACAAAAUGAACUAUUUUCAAAACAAUAACUACUUUAGAUGUAUUAUUAGGAUAGUACUGAAAUCGAAAUCAAUUCUGCGAAUCAGCAAGUAUACGUUUUACAAACUUAGUAAUAGUUAACUAGAGUUUUAUGUCUGUGCAUCAUAUUGUAUAAUCUACUUCUAUAUAGUAUAGUAAAGGUAUGAAGAAAUCAGAAGAAGAAAGCGCAUGUUAUGUAAUUUCUAUACCUUUUAUGUGAUAAAUAAUUAAUCCGCAGUUUCCAAAACAAUUUGUCAUAAGAUCGCACACAAAAUUUGUUGAAGUAUUUAUAGUAUUACACAUUAAAUAUAUGAUAUAUGUUACUUCAUAACAUUUAGAGAAAUUUAAAAGAAAUUUAAAUAUUCCAGAUAUUCCAAAUAUAGUCCCUUUACAAACAUAUUUCAAGUCUCGACAAAUUUUUACGAUAUCCAAAACUAUUUAUUAAAUGUACAAAAUAUAUGUGUGCAAUUUACAUGAAAUAAAAGAUAGCACAUUAAUUUUAGUUCAGACUUAGAAAAAUUUCAUUCUGAAUUUUUGUUAACUAUUUUAUUUCAUUGUUGCACUUUCUACCGUGCUUCUUAUGCCGAAGUUUAAUUAAAACUUUAGUGAAUAAUAAACACACACACAAAACCGUAAAACAAAUUCUAAGAAUAUUAAAUGUCACUUAAUCCAUAAAAUAUCCAUGUCCAAAAACCAAACUCAAAUAUGUUUGAAAAGCAACCAUCAAUUUGCCUCGCAUCGACUUAAAUCGAUACGAAGAACCUAUCCCUCUUCUCACGCUGUCCCUGGACAAACCAUUACUACCUCUACCAUUUACGCUGGAAGAGAAAGAAAAAAAUGAAAGAACUUGGUAGUUGUAAAUCGAGUGAUUCGCAGAAAAGACAGAGAGGAAGAUCGAAGAAGCAGAAACCGACGUUUAAACUAUUCACCAAGAACAGCUGGCCGAAGGUAAUGAUAUCUCGCGACAGUAUCAUUAACAAGAAGAUCAAAGAUUCCUCUGGAUCUCCAAGUUUGUCGUUUAUUGAAGAAUCUUCGAGCGAGCUGCAAGGAACGGAAGAAAAAGAUGUCUGUCACGUGGAACAUUUAUAUUCUGAUGAAAAUGCUACGAAUUUCAAGGAGGAACUGGAUGUUUGUUUGAUCAGUAGCUCCAGCGAAAUUCAAGGAAGUCUUAAAAUGAGCGAGACUUCGAGAGGAAACGAGAAGGUUUUGAAAAAGUCCGAUGGGGCAGUCGAAGAAAAUGAUUUUGAUUGCACGCCGGAAGAAAGUGUAAUUUCCGAUACACGGGAACAACAGACGCCUAUUUUUGUUGAUUUAACAGCUGAUGAGAAAAGCACGUGGAAACAAACGAUUUUGAAGCGAUUCUGUGAUGUAAAGGCAGACAUGACGAAUGAAAAGGAAGAUGAGAACGAGAAGUGCACUACGAACAUCGCAUUAGAACCUCGAAUUAUAAUAGCAGAUAGUUCAAGCAAAUUAAAUUGUAAUGGAAACAACAGUUUAGCAACUGCUUUACGAGACCGUGGGCCAUGCUUCAUACCGGUACAACCAAAUCGUUCUUUACCUAUUCUUCCGGCACCAUCCGUACCUACGAGAUUCAUUCGAAAAGAUUCAUCAUCUCUCAUCUUACCAAAAUCUACCGUGGACGUAGUAGAAGUAGAAUUAAUGAAAUCGAACAGUACAUUGUCGAAUAAAAAAGAUAUUAUUUCUAAAGAACAAAUAGCAUCAAAAGAUACCGUGAGCUCGAUGGCUUACUUUGUUCCACAAAUUUCAAGCGUGGAAAGUCUGAGUAUGAUAAAGAAAAGAAAUGAUAACCACAUGGAACACGAGACUAAUGUUAAAGAAAGAAGGAAGAAAAAAAAAUCGCAGGAAGAAAAUUCUAGACAAAAUAAAGAGGAAUAUAUGGAAAGUUCGAUUAAAGAGUUCCUAACAAAUUUCUGUGGCUCGAAUGCAACUGAAGGCGUACAGAAUCUUUGUACCGACAAAUGCGUUAGAGCUGCCUCCACGACGAAAGGAGACGAAAAAAAGGGAAAUAAAUUGGUUCCUCCGUUGAGACUGAAGAAAGUUGUGCAUACAGAAACAGAGAGAUACAACGAUUCUCAAAUCGUCACGGGGUCGGAACACGAAUCAAACUAUAGAAUCAUCACAGACACAGCGUCUCAAUCACCACCUAGUCCAAAUUCUAAUAACUGGAACGAUAUACUCUUCGAGAAAGACACAGAUUUUACCACUUUAAAUACCGAUAACUACAAACUAAAGUACAGGCGAAAUAGACUAAAACAGAAACUGCGUGAACUACGAAAUAAAGCUUUGGAAUUAGCUAAGCAAAUGGCGAGUGACUCGAACUCUCAACAAAAUAUCAGAUUAAGGCAAGUGAUGAAUCGUUACGAGAAGCAAAUAGAAAAUCUAUCAAAAUUACAUAACAGACUGUCUGCAGCCCUGUCGAUCUCUAAGGAAGCGAUUAAUGAAAAUAAUGAUAGCAUGAGUUCUUCUGAUAACAAAUGUCCAUGUAUAAAUUUAAACGAGAGGAACGCAGAUUUUUCAGCGAAUAACAGUUCUCCGGUGUCAUCACCUGAACCACCUAAAUUGUCACCACGAUCAUCUCUAGAUUGUCAUAGUAUUCUGCCAGAAGAGGUUCGAAAUAGUCCACCAAUCUUACCAAAAAUAUGUUUAACUAUCUCGUCGAGUCAAGACUCGGUGGAAGAAGAGUUACAAGUCGUUGAAAGGAAAGUUUGGCCUGUGAACGAAGAAUUGAUGAAAUCAACGUUUUCUACAGAUCCACUUCCUGGGGAUUUAACUGAUUCCGUGGACAAAGAUGCUCCAGAUAUUGAGAAACAUGUGCAGACUAUGCCUGUAGUCCAUAAAAAUAAUAUCAAUGUCGAUAUAGAAAGUUCUAAUUCUAGUGUAAAUAAGAGAGCUUUCAAUUAUUCGAACAAGGUUACUCAAUCACCAGAGAACAACCAUGCAGCCCGGGAAAAGAAAGACGAAAGAAAUAAAUCGACCAAAGGGUUUUCUCAGUGCCGUCUUGUGAUCCAAGAACCAGAAAAAAUCAAGUGUUUGGAGUUUCCGGAUGUUGGACCCAUAAUAAGUUCUGUAGCUAAUUGUGUGGAAAUACCAACAACUGUUCAAGGAAACAAAUCGUUUGAGGUAAUAUCUGCCAAACAGUUCUCUUCGUCAAGGGAUCAUACAGUACAACUUAAUUUUUAUGAAUCCAAUCGAGAGGAAGUACCAGUUUCGACAAAUCAUGAAGACAGUAUAAAUUCGCAAAAGGUUUCAUCGAGUUCGGGUCAGCCAACUCAAUUUGAUUCUUCACAAACGAUGUUGAAUCAGGAAAAGCUCGCGUUGCGACAAAACCGUAAAGGAGAAGAAAUUAUGGCUGAUUCUGUACAGAAGAGUAGCGGAAAUCAUUCUAUAACUGAACAAUUUCCCACUCUUGGUAACUGGUUCGCUCGAAUGUCGAAAAAGCAAGCUUCAAUAACCAAACCCAAAUUGCAAGCCACAGAAAAUGUGCCGUUUGUACCAGGAGAAAACACUACACACCAAAUUUCUGGGUCUGAAAUACCAAAGAUGGUUGGACCUAAUAUCAAUAAUCACAUAAUAAAUUCAACGCCUCAACGCGGUACAGAGAAAUGGCAAUAUCAUCAGCAGCAGCAACUACAACAUGUUGCGGCAUCCGUGACUCUUUCGCAACCUGUUGCAGCAAUUCCUCCUUUACGACCUGGUGCUUGUCCACCACUUCCUAUGACUCAAUUUUACCCGAAUAAUUAUGCUAUCGAUCCUUACAACAGUGCUGCCUUAAGUUAUCAUCCACCAAUUUGUCCUUACGGUCCUUAUCCAUAUCACCCACGAUUACACUCGGGUUCCUUACCAUUUCAUUUCCCUGUGCAAGAAAGCUUGCGAUCAAUGCACCAUAUGGAUAAACGUUUCCCCAUAAUACAAGAUCCAGUUGUAAGGUAUCCCUCACCAUCGACAAACACUAUACAACAUUCGGGUAAUUUGGAGUUUGAUCGUCUUCGAGGAAACUCUACCACUAACAACAUUGGUACCACAACUUGUUUACCAUCGUUAUUUCUAUCACCACCGUCUUUAUCAACUUCUCAUCAGACCCUGCCUCGAAAUUCUUUAAUUAGCUAUCCGACAAACAAUCAAUUUUCUCGAAACAGAAUGAUACCAGAUGUUGUUGCCGCAGCCGCAGCCGCUGCUGUUGUCGCUGCUGCUUCCUUUGAUAGGCAACGAGAUACGUUGACUUAUAAUAGAACCGAAACGGAUGCAUUAUCGCCUACUGGCAUUCCAAAUGUCAUUGACAGAGAACCACCUCACGUAUCGGGCGCUACCAGAUCAAUUAUUAAUCGUGACGUAACUAAUCUAACUCAAGAUAGUAAUUUUAACAAAGAAAGUCAUGAAAACACUAAGUAUCAACAAAUGCAAAAUUUUGUAUUCGACCGAUUGGCAUUUGUGAAAACCACAGAUAAUUUUGCGCAAACAAAUUCAGUUAUUAAUAAUGAUGCGCAGUCGACGAUGACGUCUAUUGUUCCAACAGCACAAUAUCGAAUGCCAUUAAUUCCUUCACAUGCACAAUUAUCGAAAAAUGUAUUAGAAACUGAAACUAGGAAUUGCGAGACACCGCAUCUAGGUAAAGUGAAUCGUAGUCCGAAUAGUUCGCAUAAUCUGACAUGUUCAAAUUGUGGUAUUAUCGGACCAAAGUUUAAAUGUUUAGGAUGUGAAAUGGUCUUUUAUUGUGAUGAACGGUGCCAAGAGAAACAUUGGCAUGUCCACGUACAAAGAUGCCCAAAGAAAAUGCCAAAAUUAAAGAAAGUCACAUAAAAUUAAUUAGGUUAGAAACAUAAACUUCGGAAUAUUGAUUUGAUGCACAAAACGUAUUUUAUGUGGAGUAAAAAAGAUAUUUUUCUAUAGUUUUUUCAUACAAAAGUAAACAUAGUUUUCAAAUGUAGUAUCAUAUAAUAAUGCAACAAUAACAAUAAUAUAUAUGUUUAACAUUUUAUAAUAUAACUUUGUUGUGCAAUAAGACUGGUAUACUUUGUAUCAUACACAUCUAAUAUAGUAAAGCACUACUACAUUCGCACACAUAUGUACCUGAUACAUGUUUAAUAAAAAAAUA
This is a messenger RNA of Bombus pyrosoma, 5662 nucleotides long. RefSeq lists its product as uncharacterized. The record is from RefSeq and is a predicted model, not a curated record. Bases 1387 to 5367 code for a protein of 1326 amino acids. Lineage: Eukaryota; Metazoa; Arthropoda; Insecta; Hymenoptera; Apidae. The transcript has 7 exons.